AUGUGGACUAUUUACUAAAUUAAUAGUGAAGGGACAUUGUGCCCUUUUUUAUAGUGAGCGCACAAGAUUGAAGCCGUGCUUUUAGUUUGCGUGAUCAACGCAAGCUACACAGAGCUCUGCCCUAGUGUGAACAAGGAGUUGGCAUUGAGGCUGGCAGCCAUUGGCGUGCUCUGACAAGAAAGAAGAACUUCAACCGAGACAGAAAGGUUUUUUAGCAGAACAUAGAAGGGGAAGCCAGUCAAAAUGUUGCAGGACAUAGGUUCUCAAAUCAUGGAGGUAUAUGACUAUGUCAUGGCAGGAACUGACCCACGAUUGAAGGUUUAUCCAAUGAUGCAGAAUCCAUUGUACAUGUCUGCCACAUUGCUGAGCUACCUGUUCUUUGUGCUGUUUGCUGGGCCGCGCUUCAUGGCCAAUCGCAAGCCGUUCCAACUCAAGGAGGCCAUGAUCAUCUACAACUUCUCCCUUGUGGCAUUGUCUGUCUUUAUUGUUUAUGAGUUUCUGAUGUCUGGCUGGGCCACCACAUACACUUGGAGAUGUGACCCAUGCGAUUAUUCUGACAGCCCUCAAGGACUAAGAAUGGUCCGAGUGGCUUGGCUGUUCUUUUUCUCCAAACUCAUUGAACUCAUGGACACAGUCUUCUUUGUGCUGAGGAAGAAGCAUGGCCAGAUCACCUUCCUGCACAUCUUCCACCAUUCCUUCAUGCCUUGGACCUGGUGGUGGGGUGUCAGCUAUGCUCCUGGGGGAAUGGGCUCCUUCCAUGCCAUGGUCAAUUCUGUUGUCCACGUCAUCAUGUACUUCUACUAUGGUCUGUCAGCUGCUGGACCACGCUUCCAGAAGUUCCUCUGGUGGAAAAAGUACAUGACUGCCAUCCAGCUGGUUCAGUUUAUCCUAGUUUCCCUCCAUGUCACGCAGUAUUACUUUAUGGAGAGCUGUGACUAUCAGGUCCCUUUGUUCAUCCACCUCAUUUGGGUGUACGGCACCUUCUUCUUUGUUCUGUUCUCCAACUUCUGGUACCAGGCCUACAUUAAAGGCAAACGGCUGCCAAAGCUGGACAGCAAACAAAGUCACAAUGGCAAGACCAAUGGAUCUACUGUGGCCAGCAAUGGCAAGCACGCAGAGAAUGUUACCAGCAAUGGUAUCUCCCACGGCACAAGCAAUGGAGUCACUCACCAAGAGAAUGGUAGUGCUACGAUAGGUAAAAUGAAAAAGGCGUAGGAUUUCUGGAAAAUAACAAACAUGAUGUAGGAAUAUCAGAAACCUGCACUAAGCUUCCAAGGAUUCCAAAGAAAGUUUUUUUUAUUUUCUUCUUCUAUUGUUUUUCGAUGUAUGAUGCAUAAAAAACAUGGGGAAAUGACAUGGUUAAAUGAUUUCCACAGUUGGGGGGCCCAUAUUUAGUUUUGUUCAGUUUCCUGUUUCAUUUCAAUCUCAGACAACUAAUUAUGGAACAUGUUUAAUGAAUAAAAAAAACAUGUAAUGACCUAAUGUAACAUCACAAAUAUUGCCCAGGACCGCAUGGUUUAAAGCACCUCAGUGAUACACACAUACAAACACACACACAGUUUUGGCACUUGCAUUCCUCCUGAACCCCCUGUGGAUAGAUGACACUGUACAGUUUCUAUCACCAAACUUGAAUAUUCCUUUGUAAAUAGUUUAUCAUGAGAAAAAAAAAAACUAAUGGAAAGCUUUAUGGGUUUCAAAUUUUUUGUUACUUUAUCUUUGUUAAAUUAAAUGCAAUAAAUUAAAUUUAAAGUA
This is a messenger RNA of Hypomesus transpacificus, 1752 nucleotides long. Its product is annotated as elongation of very long chain fatty acids protein 1-like. Gene Ontology annotation, molecular function: fatty acid elongase activity. Gene Ontology annotation, cellular component: endoplasmic reticulum membrane; endoplasmic reticulum. The transcript is spliced from 9 exons. Gene Ontology annotation, biological process: fatty acid elongation, polyunsaturated fatty acid; fatty acid elongation, saturated fatty acid; fatty acid elongation, monounsaturated fatty acid. Lineage: Eukaryota; Metazoa; Chordata; Actinopteri; Osmeriformes; Osmeridae. Bases 244 to 1215 code for a protein of 323 amino acids. The record is from RefSeq and is a predicted model, not a curated record.